Messenger RNA from Chelonia mydas (Green sea turtle), 4820 nucleotides. RefSeq names its product FAD dependent oxidoreductase domain containing 1 (gene FOXRED1). Gene Ontology annotation, cellular component: cytoplasm. The coding region runs from base 45 to 1553 and encodes 502 amino acids. The record is from RefSeq and is a predicted model, not a curated record. NCBI's taxonomy places the organism in Eukaryota, Metazoa, Chordata, Testudines, Cheloniidae. Gene Ontology annotation, molecular function: oxidoreductase activity. The transcript is spliced from 11 exons.
GGCCUGCCGGCGGCUCGCGUGGGGGGUGGACUGGUCUGGCCGGCAUGAUCCGGGCUGGUCGCCUGUGCCGGGGCUUGGGGCGCCCCCGCCCCCGCCCGCUGCCCGACCCCGCCGGGGGCUCCGCGCCACGGUCCCGCCAGCUCCGCACCGCCCCCCCCCAGCGCCGGGACCUCUUCAAAGACCUGGAGAAGGAGGUAGUGAAGUUCCAGAAGAAGUUAAAAGAGAGCCUCCCGGGCAGUGAUUGGGACCCCUUGGGUACCACAAAGGGUCUCCCUCCUGAGCGCGCAGAUGUGGUCAUCGUGGGGGGAGGGGUGAUGGGCUGGUCCGUCGCCUACUGGCUGAAGGCGCUAGAGCCCCGGAGAGAUGCACUCCGAGUGGUUGUGAUUGAGAAGGACCCAAUGUACUCGCAAGCCUCCACAGUGCUCUCUGCAGGAGGGAUUCGGCAGCAGUUCUCCUUGCCAGAAAACAUCCAGAUGUCCCUCUACUCAGCGUUCUUCCUGCGCACGAUCAACGAGCAUUUGGGGGUUGUGAACGAGCCGCCCAUAGAUAUUCAGUUUAACCCCUCGGGAUACCUCUUCCUGGCCUCGGAGCAAGGAGCUGCCAUGUUGGAGGAGAACGUGCACGUUCAGAGGGCCGAAGGAGCUGAGGUCUGCCUUCUGUCACCAGCACAACUGAAGAAGAAGUAUCCGUGGAUAAAUACCGAUGAUGUGGCUCUGGCAUCCUAUGGCCUAGAAAAUGAGGGUUGGUUUGAUCCUUGGUCCCUCCUCACUGCCUUCAGGAGAAAAGCAAUGUCCAUGGGUGUCUGUCAGUGCUUCGGAGAAGUGACGUCCUUUACCGUCUCCUCCCGAGAAAUAAUGACGCCUGAGGGGGAGCUGACCUUCUCCCGCAUUAAUUAUGUCCGCGUCCACAUGCCCAACAGUUUGGAGUAUCAGCCCGUGGAGUGCUCCCUGGUGGUCAAUGCAGCUGGCCCCUGGUCACGGAAGCUGGCCGAGAUGGCCGGUGUUGGGAUCGGGCCACCCGACACCCAAGAAGGGAUCAAGCUACCCGUGAAGCCCAAGAAAAGGUAUAUCUUUGUGUGGCACUGCCCCGAUGGGCCUGGCCUGGACUGUCCCAUGCUGGUUGACACCACGCGGGCUUAUUUCCGCCGGGAAGGCGUGGGAGGCAACUACUUGGGAGGCCUCAGCCCGCCAGAGGAGGAAGAGCCAGACAUCCAAGACCUGGAAGUCGAUCACAAUUUCUUCCAGGAGAAGAUCUGGCCCCAUCUGGCCCAUCGGGUGCCAGUGUUCGAGUCCCUGAAGGUGAAGAGUGCCUGGGCUGGCUACUAUGACUACAACACGUUUGACCAGAACGCCGUGCUGGGCCCUCACCCGCUGGUGGAGAACAUGCUCUUCAUCACGGGGUUCAGCGGGCACGGGCUGCAGCUGUCGCCAGCGGCAGGCAGGGCUGUGGCCGAGCUCAUUCUGGAAGGCAAGUUCACGACCAUCAACAUGGAGAAGUUCUCCUUCAACAGGUUCGUCUCUGGGGAGCAGGUCCUCGAGAGGAACAUUAUCUGAGAGCUUGGAACGAACCAGCCAGUUAGUGGGUCCCACCUCCUCUCCUCCCCAGAGCCGUAACACUCUGUCUGCUCCCAGGAGCAUCUCGGAGCUCUGCAGCCUGACAGCCAGCUUGUUAGUUCAGGAUCCUGAUGUGGAAACUGAGGUACGGAGAGAAGUGACUUGCCAUAGGCCAUGUCGUGUGUUGGUGUCUUAGCUGGGAAUAGAAUCCAGGCCCCUGCUCUACUCACUGGACAACGCUGCCUCUUGGAGCUGUUGGUUUUAGCUCCUGAAUCCCUCUCUCCCCUCCUCCCAGCUGUUGGCCCAAUCACACCAUUAGCUGCAGGAGAAAACACGUGCUCCUGCUCAGUGAUGGAGAUUGCAGCACCAGGCUAGCAGCAGCCUGUACUCAGACACCCUUUCUACCUGCCUGGUGUCCCGGACAUCUCUCGAGGUCUCUGGUGCUGGCUCAUCCGGCCCAGAGAUUGACAGCAUCUGCAUAUCCCACAAACCAUAUACAGACCUCUGAUAAUUGCUGUGUCCAGCUACUGCUAAUAUGGGCCAGAUUCGGCCUGGUGAUAUGAAGUAAAAGGCCCCACAUCCCACUUCACCCCUUGGAGCCAUUCACUCCCCGAUCCCGUAGCAGAAACAGGCUCUCUCUCCAUCAGAGCCUGUGACAUCUACCUGUUCCCUGUGCCUAACCUCUCCAGGCUCCAAAAGGCACCAGCUCUCUUCUAGGCUCUGCUUAUGCUGGGAACAGAAAUUAACUGAUUGGUUCCGCAGCCUAUUGUCUUCCAACUCCUGCAUGUACGGUGAAGUCCUUAACAGCUGGGUGACUAAGAACAUCCAUGUUAGAGGCUCUUCUUAUGGACCCAUGGAUCUUAGACUGCUUUAUCUUAAUCCCACCCUCCUGUUUCUUUGAGGCCUCAUUUUUCUGAUCAAAUUCCGAUUUGGCUAAUCAUUCUGCCUACCUUCAUAGCCCUUCCAGUGCCCCUUUUCUACAGUUGUCUUCACUUCUGAUCCCAAACUAUUGUAUGCUGUUAUAUGGAUGUCACAUUCCAGCCCAGAGGUGGCUGCAUUCCAGCAUUACUUAAAAUGGUCCCUGUGUGUAGAAUUUUAAUUCCCCCCCGCCCCCCGGGGGUUGCAAAAUGCUUUGGUGCCCUUUGGACUGAAGGCACUAGAGGAACGGAAGUUCAUUGGCACUGCUGGUCUUGGAGGAGGUGGAAAACAAACCUCCCACCACAGCAUGUGUCUUUACAGCCAGUGUCUUGUUAUUGGCUGUAGCGAUCCUCCCCUGAGCGCCCUCAGGAGCAUGCCAUAGCAGCGCCCAGAUUCACAGAGCAUUAACUUCCCAAAGUGUUCUGAGAUUCUUGACUGUAAGGUGCCAAGAGGAGCAAAAACUCACGAAUCCCUGCGAGGAGCUGGACCACUAAUUGCUCAUUCUUCCUGUUGUACGUGGAGCACUGGCCAAGGCAGGAGGAUAGUGCUGCUCCUCAGCCAGGGACUGACUGGAUUACUCCUGGGGGAAUUCUGUGCCACUGCGCAUAUGCAGAAUUUGUCUCCCGCAGAUUUCUUUGCUUCCCCGCAGAAAAAUGACUUUCUGACAGGGAAGCAAAGGGAAGCCACAAGAGCAGUCAUAGGACCCCCCCCUCCUCCCCCCAGCUGUAUGUUUCAGGUGCCCAGGGCAGCUGGCAGAGAGGUACAUCACUGGGGCAGGAGGCGAGAUGGGAAGACCCAGCUGGUGGCUCCUACCCUGUGCCUGGCUCAGCUGCUAGUCCCGGCUGGGCUGGGGAGAACGGGACUUCCUCUUCCCCUGCACAGCAUCCGAGGCCAGGUCAGACCCAUCCCCAGCUUUCUCCCCUGGCUGUAGGAAAGUCUCCAAACUGCCCCCUCACCCCACACUCUUCCUUCACCUAUGGCUCCUGAGCUGCAAGGGGAGGGAUCACUGUACCGGAAGCUGCUCCCCAAUCUGCCCAGACCCCCUCAUACCCAGACCUUCUGGCCAAGCCUCACUCCCCCAUGCUCAGAACCCCUCUCCCCCUGACGACAAACCCCACUCCCUGCACCUGGACCAUCCUGACAAGUCACCCACACCUGGAUUCCCCACCACACUGAGCACCACUCCCUCAGCAUCUGGACACCCCCCCACACUAAGCUCCCCACACCCAGACCACCACCCCUGCUGAGCCCCAACCACCUUCACCUGGACCCCCUUGCAGCGUCCCAUUACCUUUGCAUCCAGAACCCCCCAACAAGCCCCUGUGCAUCCAGAUCCCUGCACUUGGAUCUCCCACUGAGCUGCCCCCACCCAGAUUGCCCCACCCAGAGCCCUCUCAACUCACACCUAGAUUUCCCACACACACCCACUUGGAUCCUCCUGUCUUUCUGAGCCUGCCUCCCACACUUGGUGCACCUGGCACAGAGGGGCAGGGCCCUGGGGUGUUUCUGGGGUAGGCCAGUCCUUGCCCUGUCUCAAGGUUGGGUGUAGCCUCACUGCUGAGUCCAUGUCCUGGGGGGAGCUGCACAGUGAUCUCCCACCUCUGUGCAGCUAGGGGCCUAUGCUCCCCAAUACCAUGCUCGAGCUACCACAUUAAUUUGACAAAUAAAAUUUGCCAAAUUUUGCAGAAUUUUUAACUUUUUGGUGCAGAAUUUUUUAAUUUUUUUGGCGCAGAAUGCCCUCAGGAGUAACCUGUUGAUGUUACUUAGUGCUGACUCCAUUUCAGAGGAACAGAAGUGAAGUCAGGGGUCUGCAUGACCCAGAAAAGGAAUCAAAGCUAUUCCAGAGGUGACCGAUCACAGCUGGCCCAGAUGUGCAAGACACACUGCUGAUCUUCCCUGACUGGCACAGCAUGGCCUGGAUGCUUGGGCUGACUAACAGCUGAGCUGCUGCCAAACCCAGCCUGGUUUGAGAUGGGCUUUCCCUGGGACGUGGCCAUUGCUGGCAGUGGUCACCCCUGCCUGGGGCUAGGAACCAGCAGGGCCAGGCUGCUGCUGUCUAGAACGCUACCACAGCUUUGAGCCCACCCUUGCCUUAAGAGGAGUGUGAUGCCUGGGGGCCACAUUUGGGCACAGGGGGAGAAGGAGGAGUUUAGAAUGGGAAAUAGCUCCCAGCUGCUGUCCCAUCCCAAGAGUGCUGCAGUCUUCUAGGAGAUGACCCAGGAAGGCUGUGCUCCUCACCUACCUCACUGCAGGCCUGAGCUGCCUCUGUGCUGCUCCAAUUGCAUGUCAGAGAUUUGUACCAGCUCCUCACUUGUGAUCUGCACUGAAAUAAAGUGAUGAUGCAGUGUG